Adineta steineri is the source of this 1856-nucleotide messenger RNA. Lineage: Eukaryota; Metazoa; Rotifera; Eurotatoria; Adinetida; Adinetidae. The record is from the annotation of a GenBank genome assembly.
AUGAUAUGGUUAAAAUUGGUAUGGAUCGUUUUGUACUUAAAUAUCAACCAGAACUUUAUAAUGAUUGGUGUCGUGGAAUUAAUUUAACAUCACAUCCUGAAGAUGAAUCAAUGCCCACACAUACCACAACAAUUGUUCGAAGUUCACCAACAAAAAAACGAUUACCAUUAUGCAAUAAUUUGCCAAAACCUUCUACUGAUUCAUUAAUUAUUCCAAAACAGUUUCAAUCUUAUCAUCAUGAACGAAUAUCUGAUGAACGAUAUGCAUGUAUAUUUCGUAAUUUAGCUAAAUUUGAUAAAUUAAAACAAUUAUCAAUAAUACAAUAUCCUAAUCCAUUAAUUCGAGCUGCACUUUGUCGAGCUCAAUUUAAAUUAAAUAAAAAUCGAAAAAAGAAUUCAAUGAAAUUAUUAUGUUUAACUGCUAAUAUAGCAUUUCAUAUUUCUUCUUCUUCUUCAUCACUUCCAAUAGUUUUUAAUGGUUUGAAACAAUCUAGCAAAUAUCGUGAAAAUAUUCUUAAUGGUCUUUGGAAUUAUCAAAUAAUAGAUCAAAAAUCAGAACAAAUAUUUAAUCAAUGGUUAAAUAAUCAAAUAUCUAAUUGUGCAAUUUGUUAUCUUUUUACUGCAAAUAAAUAUAAUGAUGAAUCAUCAGUAACAAUUCGACAUUUAUUUACAUUAGAUGAAUCAAAUAAUAAAUUAAAUAUUUCGGAUAAUUUACUUGAAUGUACUGAUUGUCACGUUACUGUACACCAAGAAUGUUAUGAUAAUGUAUGUUUAGCAUUAAAUGCAAAACUUACUGAUGAAUAUGAUACAUGGUAUUGUCAACGAUGUACUUUAAAAAAACAAUUGUCUUCCGAAAUGCUUGAUGAUCGUUGUUCUGCCUGUUUAUUUCGUGGUGGUCUUCUGCUUAAUUCUAAUUCAUCAUCGUCAUUUAUUCAUGCUAUUUGUUCAAUAUUUCAAGCAUAUCAACAGUCUUCCACUUCAUCUCAAUUAAAAUCUUGUCAUUACUGUUCAUCAUUUUGUCCUUUAAAUUAUCGUCGUAUAUCAACUCAUAGUUUUGUAUCAUGUAAUUAUUCUAAAUGUACUAAUCUAUUUCAUGUAACAUGUGGUCUUAUCAGUGGAUGUACAUUUCAAAUGAACAAUGAUUAUUCAAUAAUAAAUGCUCGUUGUCAUCUACAUACGAUACCUCAUCAAUCUUCAAUAACUGUCAACAAUCAACACUCAUCUAAAGAUAAUAAUACUUAUGAAACAACACAAUGUUUAGACGAUAGAAUUGAUGAUGAACAACAACACGACGAUUGCGAUGAUGUUGAUGAUGAUGAAAUUAUUGUUGAGAAUGAACGUGUACCGAAUGGUACACGUGUAAUAUUGAAUGGUAUAAAUAAAGAAAAAAUGGGUCGAGUUAUGGGAAAUGAAAUAAGUUUUCACUAUGCUGUUGAUUUUGGUGAUGGAUGUUAUAGUCAUGAUAUGCUUGCUGAAGAUAUUCUUGAUUUUGAUCCAUCUAUUGAACCGUUAACUCUUAUUGUUGGUUCAAAUAUUCGUAUUAAAUGGACUGAUGGUAUAAUUUAUUCAUGUAAAUAUUUAGGCCGUAAACGUGUACUUUUAUAUCAUAUUCAAAUUGGUAAUGAAACUCGACAAAUGCGUCGUAAUGAAUUCUCAUAUGAUAAUAAUCAACCACCAUCACCACCUUUAACGCCAUGUUCAACUGAACGUGAACAUAACUAUAGUCGACGACAACCAUUAAAUACAGGAACAAAACGACAACAUCAAAGAAAACAACAACUACAGCAACAACAAACAAAACGAAAACGACGACGUGUGCUCUUGUCGUCUUCCUCAUCGUCAUUAGAUGAAUCUUAG